CUCAGCGGCCGUCCCCGUCGCUAGCCCCGCCACCCUGCGCGUCCCCGUCGCCGCGCUCCCGCUUUCCCGCGACCCCUGAGCUCCUGCUCACUCGCUUGCCUGUCCCUUGCCUCUGUCGCCGCCACUGCGGGGCCAUGGCGACCCGCUUUCUGCUGCGGAGUUUCUGGGCCGCUCGUCCCGCGCUGCCGCCUUCCGGCCGCUGCCGCCGCCCGGCGCCCGCGGGAACCCAGCGUCGCAGCUACGCCAGCGGCCCCGCUGGCCUCCCCGCCGACCUACUCCGCGGGGACAGCUUCGUGGGAGGCCGCUGGCUCCCGGCCCCCGCCACCUUCCCGGUACACGACCCGGCCAACGGCGCCACACUGGGCACGGUGGCCGACUGCGGGGCGCCCGAGGCCCGCGCAGCCGUGCGCGCCGCCUACGAUGCCUUCUGCUGCUGGAAAGGGGUCUCUGUCAAGGAGAGGAGUUUGUUACUUCGUAAAUGGUACGACUUAAUGAUGCAAAAUAAGGACGACCUUGCCAAGAUCAUAACAGCCGAGAGUGGAAAGCCGCUGAAAGAGGCCCAGGGAGAAAUUCUGUAUUCUGCCAGUUUCCUGGAAUGGUUCUCAGAGGAAGCCCGUCGUGUUUACGGGGACAUCAUCUACACCUCUGCCAAGGAUAAACGGGCGCUGGUCCUCAAGCAGCCCAUUGGUGUGGCCGCAAUCAUCACUCCGUGGAAUUUUCCUAGUGCCAUGAUCACCCGGAAAGUGGGGGCCGCCCUGGCAGCUGGCUGCACUGUGGUGGUGAAACCUGCCGAAGACACGCCCUACUCUGCCCUGGCCUUGGCGCAGCUUGCAAACCAGGCAGGAAUCCCUCCAGGUGUCUAUAAUGUCCUUCCCUGCUCUAGAACCAAGGCCAAGGAAGUGGGAGAGGCGCUAUGUACCGAUCCGCUAGUGUCCAAAAUUUCCUUUACUGGCUCAACAGCAACAGGAAAGGUCCUGCUGCACCAUGCAGCAAAUUCUGUGAAACGUGUCUCCAUGGAGCUGGGCGGCCUCGCCCCGUUCAUUGUCUUCGACAGUGCCAACGUGGACCAGGCUGUCACGGGAGCCAUGGCAUCUAAGUUUAGGAAUGCUGGCCAGACUUGUGUUUGCGCAAACAGAUUCUUGGUACAACGGGGCAUCUACAAUUCCUUUGUGAAGAAGUUUGCAGAAGCAAUGCAGGAAAGCCUGCGUGUGGGUAACGGAUUCGAGGAAGGAAUAACUCAGGGCCCAUUAAUUAAUGAGAAAGCAGUAGAAAAGGUAGAGAAGCAUGUGAAAGACGCGGUUGGCAAAGGGGCCACCGUUGUGACAGGCGGGAAGCGACACCAAAGCGGGGGAAAUUUCUUCGAGCCCACCUUGCUCAGCAAUGUCACCAGGGACAUGCUCUGCAUCACUGAAGAGACCUUUGGGCCGCUGGCGCCGGUUCUCAAGUUUGACAAAGAAGAAGAGGCCGUUGCGAUCGCAAAUGCAGCUGAUGUUGGAUUAGCAGGGUACUUUUACUCUCAAGACCCAGCCCAGAUCUGGAGAGUGGCGGAGCAGCUGGAGGUGGGCAUGGUCGGUGUGAAUGACGGACUGAUCUCUUCAGUGGAGUGUCCCUUCGGUGGGGUGAAGCAGUCUGGCCUUGGGCGAGAAGGGUCCAAGUACGGCAUUGACGAGUAUCUAGAGGUCAAGUAUGUGUGCUAUGGAGGCUUGUAGGGCUCUUCGCUUCUCCAAAAAAUAAUAAAACCACCUAGAUCUGUAGGGACCUGCCAUCCACUUUUUAAAAUAAACAAGUAGGUUAUCAGAGUUAUGAAUUUAAAAAAAAAUUCAGCCAGUCUUCAUCAUCUUAGAUGUAAAUUCUCAUCCUGCCUGUAUAUAACUAGGGACCAAUAGAUGCCAUAUACCUGUGCCCACAGCACAACCCCACUGCCUCGGGACAAGGUACAGUGUGAGUGCUCACAUGUCCCUGCCCCUCACAAAGUGUAGUCACUGUGUGGGCAGUGGCUCCGCCGUCCCCAGGCAACUGCCCAGCUUGGGCCCAGAAGGCUGGGAAGGAAGUGCUGGGGUGAUAGACAUUUGGACGGGGGUGGUUCACACCUGGGCCUGGGCAUCUGUCAGCUUGGUAAUGAACAGCUGUGACAAAGGCUUUGAUUUCCUAAGACUUCUUUCUAAAUGGCACACAAUUGUCUGUACUAUAUGGAAUGAGGGGGUGUUUCUCUUUGUUUCUGGGCAGCUUUUCUUUCUUCUUUUUCUUUUCUAUUUUUUUUUUCUUUUGUGAGAUAGGGUUUCUCUAUGU
Molecule: messenger RNA, 2289 nt
Organism: Microtus ochrogaster (prairie vole)
Lineage: Eukaryota; Metazoa; Chordata; Mammalia; Rodentia; Cricetidae
Gene: Aldh5a1
Product: aldehyde dehydrogenase 5 family member A1
Biological process (GO): GABA catabolic process
Cellular component (GO): mitochondrion
Molecular function (GO): succinate-semialdehyde dehydrogenase (NAD+) activity
Source: RefSeq, a predicted model, not a curated record